Arxiozyma heterogenica is the source of this 1425-nucleotide messenger RNA. RefSeq lists its product as uncharacterized. Bases 1 to 1425 code for a protein of 474 amino acids. The record is from RefSeq and is a predicted model, not a curated record. The transcript has a single exon. Gene Ontology annotation, biological process: regulation of DNA-templated transcription; chromatin remodeling. Gene Ontology annotation, molecular function: nucleosome binding; histone binding. Gene Ontology annotation, cellular component: Rpd3L complex; nucleus; cytoplasm. NCBI's taxonomy places the organism in Eukaryota, Fungi, Ascomycota, Saccharomycetes, Saccharomycetales, Saccharomycetaceae.
AUGACUCAGCAUAAAAGAAAAUCUAUUGCUUUAUGGAGGAGAUCUACUCCUUCAUUAUAUCAUCAUCUUUCCAGUUUUAAACCCAGUUUUAUUAGUAGUGUAGAUAAUAUGAGGAAAUUGCAUAAGACUAUCAUAUUUAGAAGCGAAGUUAUUCCUGAUAAAGAACGUGGGUUUUUGAGUACGAGUUUACUGUAUUCCCAAGGUAGCGAUAUAUAUGAAAUUGACUGCAAUUUACCAUUGGGUUCCUUUUAUAAAGAGAGUGAAAGUUUACUUAGUGGAGGAUUUGAGAAUAAAGAAACCAGCGAUUCUAUUCACAAAGAUAACAAAGACAUCAACGCGUUCGAAGAUGCAAGCACAAAAAAACUGAACUCUAAAUGGAUUUACUCUGGAGAAACCAUAGCUAAAAUGGCAUAUUUGGAUGAUUCAGAAGAUAGUACAGUUAUUGUUAUGUCUAAAAAUGGGUCAUUGGCUUGGUUUAGGGAUGGGAUAAAAGUGCCUAUUCAUAUUGUACAAGAGAUGAUGGGGCCAUCUACUAGUUUUUCUGCUAUUCAUUCGCAUAAGAGACCUAAUGAUUUAGCUGUAUCUGAUUUUGGAUUAUCUGAGAGUUUAGAGACGUUAGUUAAGUCACAGGCAAAUGGUACAGAAGAAAAUAGUAUAUUGAAAAUUGUAGAUAAUUCUGGUAAACCGGGAGAAAUACUACGAGUAAUACAUGUUCCAGGUACCACAGUGACGCACACAGUGAGAUUCUUUGAUAAUAAUAUAUUUGGUUUAUGUUCUGACGAUAAUACAGUCAGAUUUUGGGAUGUUAGAACUGCUAAUGAACCUAUUUUUUCUUUGAGUGAACCUAAGAAUGGUAAGUUAACAGCAUUCGAUGCUUCACAGGUUACAAAUGAAUUAUUUAUCACGGGUACUUCGACAGGUGUUAUUAAGUUAUGGGAUAUCCGUGCUGUGGAAUUUGCUUCUAAGGACCUAUCGUAUAGGCAGAAUGGAGAAGAUCCAAUCCAAAAUGAAUUGGUCAGUUUAUGUCAUUCUGGUGGUGACUCUGUGAUUGAUGUUCAAUUUUCAAAAAUUUCAUCAGCAGAGUUUUUAACUGUUGGCAAUACAGGAAAUGUUUAUCAUUGGGAUAUGGAAUAUUUCUUUUCUAGAAAUGACGAUGAUAAUGAGCAGCAAUAUUCUACAUCGAAACGUGUAAGAAGGACUACAACAAACAGUAUACCAGCUCUUGAAGAAUUACAAGGUCAAUGUUUGAAAUUUUUCCAUAGUGGUGUUUCUAAUAAUAAUGGUAGCAGUAGUAGUAAAUUUGGAAGAAAGAAUACGGUAGCAUGGCAUCCAAUUAUUGAUGAUCUUGUAUGUACAGUUAAUGAUUCCUCAUUAGUAUCAGUUUAUAAACCAUUCACGUUAAAAAGCAGUAAUCCACAUGAUUGA